AUGUUCAGUAUAAUUACUACUACUACUACUACUACUACUACUACUACUACUACUACUACUACUACUACUACUACUACUACCACUACUACUACUACCACUACUACUACUACUACUACCACUACUACUACUACUACCACUACUACUACUACUACUACUACUACUACUACUACUACUACUACUACUACUACUACUACUAUUACGCGUAAUACCAUGACUACUACUAUUACAACGACUACUGGUAGGGCUACGACUACUACUAGGACUAAGACGACUACAAAUACUACUGAUAUUACUACUGAUAAUAAUCCUAAUAAUAACAUUACUUAA
Messenger RNA from Schistosoma spindalis, 327 nucleotides. Lineage: Eukaryota; Metazoa; Platyhelminthes; Trematoda; Strigeidida; Schistosomatidae. The record is from the annotation of a GenBank genome assembly.